This is a messenger RNA of Pseudoliparis swirei, 6216 nucleotides long. It is a transcript of the gene arid4b, whose product is annotated as AT-rich interaction domain 4B. NCBI's taxonomy places the organism in Eukaryota, Metazoa, Chordata, Actinopteri, Perciformes, Liparidae. Gene Ontology annotation, cellular component: nucleus. The record is from RefSeq and is a predicted model, not a curated record. Bases 147 to 4118 code for a protein of 1323 amino acids. Gene Ontology annotation, biological process: regulation of transcription by RNA polymerase II. Gene Ontology annotation, molecular function: transcription cis-regulatory region binding. The transcript is spliced from 24 exons.
GGGCCAACUGUUUUUUUUGUCAGAUUCCUCACUUAAAUAUUCCUAUGGAUUAAUAAUACGCUUUCGUCGACAAACAGAGGUGUUUCUCAAUUUGGCAUCAUAGCCUCCGAUUCAUCGCACCGGUCACCCAGAGGACUCAUCGAGAGAUGAAGACUCUUGACGAGCCCCCCUACUUGACAGUAGGGACGGAUGUUAGUGCCAAGUACCGAGGGGCUUUCUGUGAGGCCAAGAUUAAGAUGGCCAAGAGGCUAGUCAAGGCCAAGGUGACCUUUAAACCAGAUCUGACCACAGCUGAGGUUCAUGAUGAAAACAUCAAAGGACCUCUAAAGGUGGGUGCUGUUGUCGAGGCUAAGAAUCAAGAUGGAGUUUACCAGGAGGCCACGAUCAAUAAGCUGAACGAUGCUAGUAUAUAUACUGUUGUGUUUGACGAUGGCGACGAGAAGACCCUGAGGCGUUCCUCUCUCUGCCUGAAAGGAGCGCGUCACUUUGCAGAGAGCGAGACACUCGACAGACUCCCUCUCACCAACCCUGAGCACUUCGGCACACCUGUCAUCGGCAAGAAGGGCAACCGCGGUAGACGAUCAAACCCUGUCCAAGAAGAAGAAUUGUCUUCAUCGUCCAGCGAAGAGGAGAGCAACAAGCGGCAGAAUGAGGAUCUGUUUGGCAAAGUGGUCUGUGUGGAGGGGGUCGCCACCGGGGAAAAAAAGAAGACCACGUGGUAUCCUGCUUUGGUCAUCUCCCCAGACUGCCAUGACGACGUGACUGUGAAGAAGGACAACAUCUUCGUCCGAUCGUUCAAGGACGGAAAAUUCUACACGGUGAUACGGAAAGACGUCCGCGAGAUGAACAGUGACUUUCCUCCAAAAGCCGACGCAGGACUCAAACCAGCACUGGAUGCAGCCUUGGAGUUCCUGCAGCAGUUUGUCGUGCCGAGCAGCUGGAAGACAGAAGUGAAGGAAGAAAGUUCAAGCAGCGAGGAUGAGGAGGAAGAGGAAGGGCAGGAUGAAGAUGCCAGUGGUGAAGAUGAGGAGGAGGAAGUGGAGCCGUUCCCCGAGGAGCGGGAGAACUUUCUACAGCAGCUCUACAAGUUCAUGGAGGACAGAGGAACUCCCAUCAACAAACGGCCUGUGUUGGGCUACAGGAACCUGAACCUGUUCAAGCUCUACAGGCUGGUGCACAAACUGGGAGGCUUCGACAAGAUUGAAAGCGGCUCCAUUUGGAAGCAAGUCUAUCAGAACCUGGGAAUCCCGGUGCUCAACUCAGCCGCUGGCUACAAUGUCAAAUGUGCUUACCGCAAGUACCUCAAUGGAUUUGAGGAAUACUGCACCUCCACCGCCAUCACCUUCCGGAUGGACCUCCCUUUGAAGCAGGCUCCCAAGGUGGAGGUGAAGUCUGAGGGCCAGGCAGGGGGAGCACCUGUCACCUCCUCCAGCUCGGAGGAGCAGAAAGUCCAGGUGGAUGGAGACCCUUGUAGCACACAGUCUAUCGUCUGCAAGGACGAGAAGCCGGAUUUGUCACGAAACAAAACGGAACCUGAACCCUUAAUUACUGAGGAGAAGGACAGCGGGGACGACGACGAGGACAAUGACGACAAUGACGACAAUGAAGACCUCGACCCCGAGGAAGAAGGCCCCCUCAAGGGAGACGCAGACGAGGGCUCGUCGACGGCCCGCCUCGGAGCGGAGAACAUGAAGGAGGAGCGCGACGAGGAGCAGGAGAGCAAAGACAACUCUGGGGAUGACAGCAGUCAGGAGGGGGAGGAAGGGGAGGAGUUUGAGUGUUACCCCCCGGGGAUGAAGGUGCAGGUGAGGUACGGGCGAGCCCGCAAUCUGAAGACGUACGAGGCCACUGUGAAAGAGGCAGACGUGGAGGGGGGAGAGGUGCUCUACCUGGUGCACUACUGUGGCUGGAACGUCAGAUAUGAUGAAUGGAUCAAGGCAGACAAGAUUGUGCGCCCAGCCAAUAAGAAUGUACCAAAAAUAAAGCACCGCAAAAAGAUAAAGAACAAAGCUGAGAGGGAGAGAGACAGGUUGGAGAGGCUCAAUGACAGAGAAGUCCUUGGCCCUUCGCCCCACGCUAACCGCCUCUCACGCUCCAAGUGUGGCCUGAGUCAGGAUGUCUUUUCCAAGAUGGACGAGGGUGAGGACAAAGGGACUCAGCAGUCUCCAGUCAAGUCUAUAGAAAUUACUUCUAUCCUCAAUGGCCUGCAAGCCUCGGAGAUAUCCACAGAUGAAAGUGAGCACGACGACGAUGACGAUGAUAAUAAUGAUGAGGAGGGCGAGCAUAACGAGGGAGAUCGCCCUGGUUGCAGAGGCAGCCCGAGAAAGGCCCCACCAGAGCCCCCGCAAACAUCAGAGUGCUUGGAGAGCGGGACCCCUCCGGAAGCAUCCAAACCGUCUCCAGGCUCAGGAAAGAGCCAGGAAUCAGGAGUCGGUUCAGAGAGCGCAGAUGUUGGGAAGCGCAGAAGCCAACCGGAGUUUGAAGGAGAGCAGAGCAACAGGAAGAGAAAAUCUGACGGUGCAGCGGAGAGGACCCAGAAAGGCCACUCUACAGCGAAGACCCGGAGCACCAGGAGUGCCGACUGGCUGCCUGGAGCCUCUCCCAGGAAAAUGGAGGAGAGAGCUGCUUGUCCCGGGGAGGAGAGGGGGGCCUCGUCCAGCAGCAGUUCAGAUGACGAGGAUGCAUCACUGGCCGAGUCCCAAGCGGAGGAAAGUGAGCGAAGCCGGCCAAAACCCAAAGGUUCAUCUUCCAAGAAGUACAACGGGAUGAAGGAGAAGACCAAAGGUGGCAGACCAGCUGGAUUCUGGGAGAUUCCUGAAAAGAGGGCCAAAAUGGCUGGGAACGCCGAGGAAAGGCCAGCUGUCCGCUCUAAAGGCCAAAAGGAUGUGUGGUCCAGCAUCCAGGCCCAAUGGCCGAAGCAGACUCUUAAAGAGUUGUUCUCUGACUCAGACACCGAGGCCGCCAAUUCUCCUCCUCCGCCUGUGCCCCCGUGUCUGGAGGAGCCGAGUAUCGAACAGGAUGCUGGACCUGAGGACGAAGCCUCCGAGGAGCAGAUGGAGAACGACAAACUGCAGGAGUUUCCAAGCAGUGGCAGUAACUCUGUACUCAACACACCACCAACAACGCCCGAGUCGCCCUCAGGGGGAGGCAGUGUUGUGGAAGACUCCGGUCCAGCGCAGCCCUCCUCCUCCCCGCCGCCGUCCGUAGCGCCCGUCUUGCCUUCAGAGCCGGUUUCUGACGCUCUUCCCUCAGGACCGAGGCACGAGGAAGCGGCAGGCGGGCGCAGUGAGACGGACAGCAGCACAGUGGAAGUGGAGAGUCUGGGCGGGGAGCUGCAAGACCUCCCUCAGGAUGAGGGGGCAGGUUCCCCCUCGAAGGUGUUCGACGUCAGCCUCUCCUGCAACAGCAGCAGCAGCGGCAGUCUAGAGCUGAGCAGCAGCAGCCAACUGGAGAUCGAGCAGAAGUCCAAAGCCUCUGUGAGUCAGAAGCGGCAGAAGGAAGCACAGACAAGUGUACCCUCGAAGAAACACAAGCCAAACCGCAAGAGCCUCGGUGUGCCUCCCAAAAAGAAUAGGAAAACGGCUGUCUCUUCUCCUCCAGCCAACAGCAGUGACAGUGAAGACCAGUCUGUUGUUGAGGGCACUGCCAAAUCAACUGCCUCAAAGAACAGCCCCCCACAGGUGAAGGCUGCCACUUCGCCCAAGUGUCACGUACGAUCUCCCCCUUCGAGCCAUAAGUACCACAAGCAGGGUGACGCCGACCACAGCCAGCACCGAGACAACCAUGGAAGAUCGUCACGCGUGUACAAGUGGAGCUUCCAGAUGGCUGACCUGGAAAAGAUGAGCAGUCUGGAGAGAAUUUCGUUCCUUCAGGAGAAGCUGCAGGACAUCAGGAACCACUACCUCUCCCUCAAGUCCGAGGUGGCCUCCAUCGACAGACGGCGGAAACGCAUGAAGAAGAAGGAACGGGAAAGCACAGUGGCGGCUUCCUCUUCGUCCUCCUCGUCCCCGUCCUCCAGCUCACUGACUGCGGCAGUCAUGCUGACGCUGGCUGACCCGCCGGUGUCAUCCUCAUCGUCCUCUUCGCAGAACUCUGGGGUGUCAGUGGAGUGCAGGUGACAGGACGAACCAGCGAAAAUCCACCGCACUAAGCACUUAACCAGCACCCUGGGGUCACUGCCCCCACUCCCAUCCAACAGGCGGACAAGUCAACCUACAUACUGUAACUACUGGGGCCCAAAAACCAGACCAGAGACAAACAAACAAGAAACGAGCACUAUUUUCUAUUGACAAUUGUUUCCUUGGCAAGCUAACGGCACUUAAGUGCACUUUUAUGAAGAUUGUGUAGGGGGAUAACAUUUGUCCAAACAAAAAUAAGAAAAUUGUCUUUAACGCUCUCAUUAAUUGAACAUUUAUAAGAAUAGUUUUUGCAAGCAAUAAUUGUUUCCGUUUGAUAAAAGUUGUGAUUGGUAAGUGAUGAUUUCCAGUGAAGACCCCCCUCGGUGCUCUGUCCUUGUAGCUCAACGCGGUACGGCCUGUGCUCGCCAUGUGGGUCCGGUGAGUCGAGAGGAACACAUUGCCACAUUGGCAUCAAGAGUGUACCAAAUGUAACUUUGCCACGUUUCUCUGUCGUCCCUCAUUAUAUCGGUCUUCAUGUGGUUGAACCCCAAGUGGUUGACGACGCUCUCCACGCGUACAGGCGCGUGGUGCUGUACAUGCUUGCAUUGAGUCGUGUAGGUGUUGGCGGGUAGGGUUUCAGACCAUCAUAGGUCCACUGAUGGCCUCAGUGGAUGAAUAUGGAAUGAUACUGUAGUGCCUUUUUGUUCUUCUCCAUGGGGCACUUUGAGAAAGGACCGCACUUUUUUUACCCUGAUCCUCUUCUCAAAUCAGAGGGUCAGCUGGAAUAAGGUGUCCCUGACAAAAGACUGAGAAAUGCCCCAUGAGUGUGCAGGCAGUAAAGGGAUGAGUCUGAUGGAUAACAAUGGUUCUAAUCAGCGUAUGGUGAUAUUUAAGAAGUAUAAUUGUAAAAUCAGAUCUUGUAUACUUGGAGAACCUGUAAUCUACUACUGAAUUAUCAUCCAGGUUGGGUGCAACUGUCACGUUUGGCAGUAUAAAAUGUGCAAUGAUGGAGGUGGUGAAUCAAAUGGUCACAUUAUUCCAGUUCUUCAGCCUUUUUAAAUGCCCAUCUGCUUUAUUUGAUUAUGUUUCCAUCACCCAUGUAAUCCCCUCUGUCCCAUUGUCUUCACUCAAGAUUUGCAACUGGAUCAAGUUAACAUGAAGGCAGUGUAGGAGGUAUUUCCAGCAUGUACUCGGUACUGCAAAACACACGAAUGAAGCUGAAUCUCACAUUUUGCAGGGUUUUCAACAAAAAUGAAGGUAUUCAAUUAUGUGCAUUUUUGCUUCGUUAAAUAAAGCAACGCAUAGUCUUUUGGCAUCUUUCUAAUUGUACUCAUGAUCAAAAAUGACAUGUCAUUUUCUCUCACACUCAUCCCUACCAAAAAAGGUUUGGCUCGGUUUCCUGUACUAUGACGAGAUUAAAGUUAAAGAUAUUGUAAAUGUACAUUUAUAUCAUAGUGACGUAUGUGUAUACAUUUCUGAAUACAUCUCCAUUGUUUCCUUUGUAUAGACCCCCUACUGUAUGAUAAAUUGAAGUUACAAUUUGUUUGGCACUUGUAUGUCAUUGUAUGCUUUUGUUAUACAUUUGUAUAUUGAGAAGUGUUUUGAGUCAAGCUAUUUAAUAUCUUGCACUGUGAAUAACGUACCUUUCUGUACAGACAGUUUUACGGUUUUAACUGCAGUUUAAGUGUAAAUACUGAGGGUUACAGCAUGUUUGUCCUCAUUGUUGUUCUCUUGUAGGAACAAAUUCAUUUGAGUAUAUUUAUGUUUUGUUCUGCCUCUUUUCAUCAGUUUGAAUACUUUGUCAUUUUUUUCUGUUAUGUUUUUCUUUAGUUUUUCUUAUUUUAUUUUUCUAUAGCUUGUGCUUAUAAGAGAAGAAUGGUGGUGUGGGAACCUGUACAUGGCUGGAAGCUUCAGCUGUAUGAACCUGUAUAUGGAAAAUAGUCUGGAUCAUAACGUAAGAGAAAGUAAUGGAGCUUGUUGAAAAAUGCUAAAUAGUAUUUAUUAGGCUCAUCUAAAGAUGAUCAUUGUGUAAUUUAUUGUAAAAAUGUAAGCAAAGCAGAAGCCUCUGUUUGAAAUAAAUGCCAUAGUUUGUGAAGUA